ACCUCGAUCCGGAUCCCUCGGCUCAGGCAAACCAGAUGUCUCUGCAGUUUCACCGUUGCAGAUCUCUUUCUCUCUCUCUCUCACUGGUAUACUCUCUCUCAUACACUUGUAUAUGUGUAUCUUCCUCAUGACAAGCAAUGAUUAACAAUGGCUUCUAAACUAUCCCAAACACUCUUCACAUGGCUCAUCUUCCCAACAUUCCUUCUCAUCUUCCUCUACUCUACCCUCCUCCCUCUCUACCCACUUUCUUCAACCAAACCCCAAUCUUCACCACCCACAUGCGAUCUCUUCAAUGGCAAUUGGGUAAUAGACCCCAAUCGAAAACCCAUUUACGAUGACACCUGCCCAUUCCACAGAAACGCUUGGAACUGCUUGAGGAACAAGAGAGAGAACAUGGGUCGGAUCAAUUCGUGGAAAUGGGUCCCUGAACAGUGCGAAUUGCCACGGAUCGAUCCAUUAAGGUUUCUGGGUUUGAUGAGGAAUAAGAGAAUUGGGUUUGUUGGGGAUUCGUUGAAUGAGAAUUUCUUGGUUUCUUUCCUUUGUGUUCUUAGGGUUGCUGAUUUGGGUGCGAAGAAGUGGAAGAGAAAAGGGGCUUGGAGGGGUGCUUACUUUCCCCAAUUCAAUGUUACUGUGGCUUAUCAUCGAGCUGUGUUGCUUGCCAAACAUGAGUGGCAACCAAAACGGUCGGCAGUCUCUAAUGAUGAUGGUUUGAAGGGAAUAUAUCGAGUAGAUGUUGAUAUUCCGGCAGAUGCCUGGGCUGACAUCACCAACUUCUACGAUGCCCUUAUUUUUAAUACUGGCCAUUGGUGGGGCUAUGAUAAGUUCCCAAAAGAGACACCUCUUGUUUUCUAUAAGGCUGGGCAACCAAUAGUUCCGCCCCUGCAGAUGCUGGAUGGACUUAGAGUUGUCCUUGAGAGUAUGGUUUCUCACAUACAAAAAGAAUUCCCAAGAAAGACGCUCAAGUUCUGGCGAUUGCAAUCACCAAGACAUUUUUAUGGUGGCGACUGGAAUCAAAAUGGUAGUUGCUUGUUCAAUGAGCCCUUUGAGAAACUACAGCUUGACUUGUGGUUUGAUCCGAGCAACAAUGGAGUGAACAAAGAAGCAAGACAACUGAACCGUCUAAUUGAAGAUGCUUUACGGGCCACUGAUAUUCAGUUACUUGAUCUGACUCGUUUGAGUGAGUUCAGAGCUGAUGCCCAUCCAGCCAUUUGGUUGGGAAAGCAGGAUGCAGUGGCAAUCUGGGGUCAGGACUGCAUGCACUGGUGCCUACCCGGUGUUCCAGACACGUGGGUUGAUAUCCUGUCACAACUGAUUCAUCGUAGCAUGUAAACAGGGUAAUGACUUCAAAAACAAAAUUUGAUUUGAGAAUACCCUUUCAUGAAUUUGUGCAGAACUGGAAAUGGAAAUGGAAAAGCUUGAGCAGAUUUUGCCGAUGGACAUAGUAGAGCAAGAAGUGAGGACUUGGUUCGUGCGCUGUAUGAGCACAGUCAAGUUUGUCUAAAGAUUUGAAUACCACUUUCUUUUGGUUGCGUUGGGAGUUUGAUUUAGUGAAAAUUUGGUGAUCACCGUAGUAAUUAUCUUUGUUCUUUCAUGCCCAACCCCCCCCCUCUCUCUCUCUCUCUCUCUCUAAGGAUGUAUAAAAAGUUGGGUGGCUGGCAGGUUAGUUGAUACAGAAAUGACAUGGAGGGUUGAACUGUGGAAAACAAUCAUUAAAUUGUUAUUAUUAUUUUUUUAAAGAAAUUGUUGCAUCUUUUUCCUUUUGGGUUU
Camellia sinensis is the source of this 1767-nucleotide messenger RNA. RefSeq names its product protein trichome birefringence-like 12. Lineage: Eukaryota; Viridiplantae; Streptophyta; Magnoliopsida; Ericales; Theaceae. The record is from RefSeq and is a predicted model, not a curated record. Gene Ontology annotation, cellular component: Golgi apparatus. Gene Ontology annotation, molecular function: O-acetyltransferase activity.